GUAUAUAUAUAUAUAUAUAUCGAUUUGAUUAAAUAAGCCAAAUAUAACGUUUAGUAGAAUCCGACUAUAUGUAAAUGUAAAUGUAUUCGAAACUUUUUCGUCUUCAAGUAGGCGGCCAACACGCCCCCUUUUCAUUUUACAAUAUAAAUUGUUAAUCAUAUUUGUUUUAGCUAAAUUCUCGUGUGUCCUGUUAUUUUCUUAAUAAUAUUCGAAAAAUGCAUUUGAAACCGAUUUGCGAAGCAUUUACAGAUACGCCAGUUCGCAUUGAUAUUGAGAAACUUGCUGCGGAAUUUAAGCCAAAGCAUAAGGAGAAAGAUGUAGAGAAAUCGGCAGUUCCUCGAGAUUUCCUCAAUAAACCGGAUACAAAUUGGGCUGUGUUGCCCAUGUUCAAAUAUCACUUGGAUCAUCUGAAGCCAUCUCUAUCGUGUCGCACCAAUCCCUAUAUGCGUUGUCGUUAUAGAAAAUUUCUGAACAAUGUGCCGGAUAAUUAUGUUGACAUUUUUGUAUUUGGAUCGAAAGACAACAAUCAGCCAAAACCGAGAAGGAAAUCUUUAAAUGGUCAAUUCUAUGGUGUGGACUAUAAGCUGGCGCCAAUACCUGUCUCGGCCGAUCCGCGUAAUUAUGCCGGAUCGAGAUCGAAAAAUUCGAAACCAAUUCCUAAAUAAA
Messenger RNA from Drosophila grimshawi, 666 nucleotides. RefSeq lists its product as uncharacterized. The record is from RefSeq and is a predicted model, not a curated record. The coding region runs from base 216 to 665 and encodes 149 amino acids. The transcript has 2 exons. NCBI's taxonomy places the organism in Eukaryota, Metazoa, Arthropoda, Insecta, Diptera, Drosophilidae.